Molecule: messenger RNA, 570 nt
Organism: Trichophyton benhamiae CBS 112371
Lineage: Eukaryota; Fungi; Ascomycota; Eurotiomycetes; Onygenales; Arthrodermataceae
Exons: 2
Coding region: 1-570 (189 amino acids)
Molecular function (GO): metal ion binding
Source: RefSeq, a predicted model, not a curated record
AUGUAUUCGACGUUGGAGAAAUCCCAAGAAAGAUCCAAAUACGUUAUACCCUCCGCAAUAUUUCCUGCUCCACCAGCAGGUACAGGAGACUCCUCCAAAGGUACAGUUGAAAACGAGGCAUCAUCCUCCAAUCAAUCUGAAACCAAUGGAAAAUCCCAUACCACACCUAAUCCCUUGAAGAUGUCAAUCAUCAAAGAAUAUAACCGGAGUAUGAAGAGGAUACCCUGCCGGUACUUCCAGACUGCUGUAAAAAACUGGAAACAAGAGGUAGACGAAGCAACAGGAAAAAAGAGAGAAGCGCCUCCAUUUCGACCAGGAUGCUAUUUUGGAAACAAAUGCCAUUACGCCCAUAUUGACCCUCAGACCGGCCAGCCAUAUAUAUUCGAUGCCGCUCUCAUCAAAGAGAUUGACAGAAAGCGAUCACGGCGGAAAACCCAACGCCGAGGAUGGAGUGAUAUGUAUGAUUAUCCUGCUUUCUUUGGUGGUCUAGAGCCAGAUCUUGAGUAUGCUUUUCUAUCUUCCUUUCUAGAAACAGGCAAUGAUUGGGAUAUACUUGAUGACAGCGAUUAA